CCACGGGUUCAAAUCGGACACGUCCCCGAUGAGGCGUGAGGAGGAGGAAGAUGACCUGCUGGAGGAAGAAGAGGAGGAAGAGGUGGGCGUGGCCAGGCCGGUGCAGAUCGUGGUGGCGGAUGAGGAGGAGCACUCGUUCUCUCUGCAGGAGGAGGCUCUGGAGCGACUGCUGCUUCAGGAGGAGGUGCAGGACCUCCACGUGGUCGUCGUCUCGGUGGCCGGAGCUUUCCGCAAGGGCAAGUCCUUCCUGCUGGACUUCAUGCUGCGCUUCAUGUACAAACAGUCGGACUCUUGGGUGGGCGGCGAGGAGGAACCUCUGACCGGCUUCACCUGGCGAGGCGGUUGCGAGAGGGAGACCACGGGCAUCCUGGCCUGGAGCGAGGUGUUCGUGGUGGAGAAACCAGACGGCUGCAAGGUUGCAGUUCUUUUAAUCGACACACAGGGGGCGUUUGACAGCCAGUCCACCAUCAAAGACUGUGCCACGCUGUUCGCCCUGAGCACCAUGACCAGCUCCGUUCAGGUGUACAACCUGUCCCAGAAUGUCCAGGAAGACGACCUCCAGCACCUCCAGCUCUUCACGGAGUACGGACGGCUGGCCAUGGAGGAAGUCUACGAGAAGCCCUUUCAGACGCUGAUGUUCCUGAUCAGAGACUGGAGUUACCCUUACGAACAUCCGUACGGUCUGGAGGGAGGACAGAGCUUCCUGGAGAAGCGACUGCAGGUGAAGCAGAACCAACACGAGGAGCUGCAGAACGUCAGGAAACACAUCCACUCCUGCUUCUCCAACAUCAGCUGCUUCCUGCUGCCUCACCCUGGCCUCAGGGUGGCCACCAACCCCCACUUUGACGGGCGACUCAGCGAUAUCGAUGAGGAGUUUAAGAAGGAGCUGGUGAACCUUGUUCCAACACUGCUCUCUCCAGAAAACCUGGUGGAAAAAGAGAUCGGAGGAGUUAAAAUCACCUGCAGAGACCUGCUGCAGUAUUUCAAAGCUUACAUGAAGAUCUACCAGGGAGAGGAGCUUCCUCACCCCAAGUCCAUGCUGCAGGCAACAGCUGAAGCUAAUAACCUUGCGGCUGUAGCAGGAGCCAAAGACUUGUACAACAAAAGUAUGGAGCAGGUCUGUGGCGGAGACAAACCCUACAUUUCUCCAGCAGAGCUGGAGCGCCGUCACAUGGAGCUGCGGCAGGCAUCAGUGCGGCACUUCCGCUCCGUUAAGAAGAUGGGUGGCGACGAUUUCUGCCGGCGCUACCAGGAGCAGCUGGAGGCGGAGCUCGACGAGGCCUACACCAACUUCAGCAAGCACAACGAUGGCAAGAACAUCUUCUACGCCGCGCGGACGCCCGCCACACUGUUUGCCGUCAUGUUUGUCAUGUACGUGGUGUCACUGGUCACGGGCUUCGUGGGCAUCAACUCUGUGGCCACGCUGUGUAACCUGGUGAUGGGCGUGGCUCUGACAGCGCUCUGCGUCUGGGCUUACGUCAAAUACUCUGGAGAGUUCCGUGAGGUCGGAGGAAUCAUAGACCAGGUGGCUGAAACCCUCUGGGAACAGGUUUUCUCCAAACUCUUCGAAGUGGCCCGGAGUCGAGUACCUUUGGGAAGCCUGAUCCCAGCGCCACGGCCCCGGCUCGCCUCAAACAACAACGUCAAGAAGAAAAACUAGCAACACGCCAUCUUGUUCCCGUCACGUUUAUCCCCCCUCUCCCUCACUCUCUGCUCGGUUUUGAAACAACGUCUUUUUAGGGCGGUUUGAGACGUGUAAAUGAGUUUUUGUUCCCUGACUGUAGAUGAAGGUUCCUCGCCGUGCCGGCUGUAGGUUUAAGGACUCGCCAUAGACCCGGACGAAGCAGUGUGGUGUAUUUUAUUAUUUGUCAGUGGGCGGGGUUAAGGUAUUUAUUGGUGGGAGGGGCCAUUAUUCUAUCACCGAGGUUCAUCCCAGGUGUGUGUUUGCCUGUUGGAUGAAGACAACUCGACAUUCCCAUUUAUGUGAAUGUAUGAAUGAAGAGCAUGACCACAGACCCUCCUCUUGGUUCCCCUCUCCUCCCUCCUGUCGUCUCCGUCAGGUUGGUUUCUUUUGCUGGGCGGCGUCACGAGGAGGAGUCACAACCAAAGUUUACAGCUUUACUUAUAGAAGCUCUCAGACUGAGCGGACUGACAAACUGCAGCUGACGUUUCUAGGACUUCAACAACAGUUUGGUUUUUGGGAAAUUUUACAGAAUAUCUUACUCAGAAUCACAAACUCAUGGAUGUUUCUACAUUUCUGUGCAGGAAAAGUGUGUGUUGGAACAGUCAGACUGAUCGAGUUUAGCUUCAUGUCUUAAUGAAACUGAGGAGACUCCACUUGAGUUGACAAACACGCCUCCAGCUGUGAGGCUGUCGGAAACUCUGAACUUUUAUAUCCAUUGAAAUGACCUCUAGUCUGUCAGUGAGAUCAGAAGAACAACAAAAAUACUUGUCCAUUGAGUUUAGUUUUGACCAAAUGCCUGCGGUAAAUGUUCACUUGUGCCUUGUUUUCACUACAUGGUUUGACUCCUUUUACCUUUGGCACCAUCUCCUUUUCGCUGCAGAAAUGACCUCCUCAGUGUGGGCAGGACUCUCAGCUGAUUGCCAUAGUGACACCACGUGAAACUUCUGUGACAUCACCUUUAACGCCACACUCAGCCAAAACAGAAGAACGUCUGCACCUCGUCAAGGUGCCUUAAGACAAAUUCUUCAAAUUUGGCACAAACGUCCUGUUGGACUCAAAUGGACUGAUUAGAUUUUGGUGGUCAAAGGUCAUGUCGCUGUGACCAUGAGUCUGUCUCAUUCUUGUGAACGUGAUAUCUCAAAAGGCCUUCAGGGAACAUCCUCAGAUUUGGCACAAACAUCCGAUUGGACUCGAGAAUGAACUGAUUAGAUUUUGGUCCUCAAAGAUCAAGGUCAUUGUGGCCUGGUGUGUCUUUGCCUUGUGAGUGCAGCAUCUCAACAACAAUUUGACAAAUGUCCAUUCAGACUCAGCGAUUAACUGAUCCAGAAUUUUGUGGUCAAAGGUCACUGUGACCUUGCUUCUGUCUCAUUCUCGUGAGCGUGAUAUGAGAAGGCGUUAAGGAAAUUUCUACAAAUUUGGCACAAAUGUCCACUUCGACUCAAGGAUGGACACAUUACAAUUUGGUAUGUGAAGGUCAAAAAUCCAUAUGCUAAUUUGACAAAGUUUCACACAAUAGUCCGACAGGAUAAAAUGAUGACGUGAUGACAUUUUAUAUCAAAAGCUCAAAGGUCAACAACUGGUCUGAACGUGCUGUCAUCACUUGACCUCACUACAGGACUCAGGUCAUGUGGCAAACAGCCUAAACCUCACUGAGUAAUUAUUAGUUCAGUAUGUUAGCUUAGCAUUGCUCAUUUUCAUCAGUGGUUUUCUCAAACAUGGCAUUUUUAAAUAGUUUUUUUACGUGGCUGUGGGAGCAGAUAACAGGAAGUGUCUCCGUGCGACUUAAUGUUUUAAAUUUUGAAUACGAAAAUGAUUGCGUGUAGUUAAAUCAGAGUCCACAAGAGUUGAACGUUGUUGGCAGGUGCUUCAAGCUCUUGUGAAUUUGCAAAAACAUUCUUAGAAUUUUAAAACCUGCUUCAUAUACAAACAGUUUUUUCACUCUGCGUUUUUGCAAACAUUAGAAAACAAAACAUGAUUCUAGCCUGCACGUGGCUGACAAACCACAGGGGCAGUUUCCCACAGGCAGAGCUAAACUCUGCUCAAAUCAGCGCUCAACGCUUUCUAUCAAUUCACUUAUUUCAAAUAAAUAUACAGGAUUUAGACACUUACUGAAGUUCUCUACAUGCUUGACUCUGCGUACAGUCUCUGUUCCAAACUAGACGUCCAUGAGUUUGUCCGACUCUGUUAAAGUAGAGCUGUAAGUAAAAUAAGCUAAAUUUCCCAUAAAACCAGCUGACCCUACAAGUAGCCAGCUCAAUUACUUGAUCAUGUCAUCUUUAUUGAUUUGUUUGUUAUUUUCAGAUCAGAAAUGGCAUCAUGAUUUUCAGUAUUAACCUCUUUUUGUGUUUUUAAUUUACUUUAAAGGUUCGCAGUUCAGAUGGAUCUCAUGUCUGGAGUCAGGAACUGUUUAUUCACGAACAGUCUAUCCUUCUGUCACAGCCCCGGCUCUGUACUUAAAGGGACAGUUUGGAUUUUUUGGUGUGGGGUUGUAUGAGGUUCUUAUCCACAGUUAGUGUAUUACAAACAGUAGAUAGCAGCUGGCACGCCCCCAGUUUGGAGAAGCAGCUAGAGUCCCCAUUAAAGCUAAGUAACGCACUGCUGUGGACGGGGUCAGCAGCAAAACUUAUUUUAGACACCAUAAAAAAAACUUAAUAUCAGAUGAAGUGUAUGAAAUAUUAGGAAUAUUUUCACUGCUUUACUUUACUGUCAGCACUGAAAAUAAUAAUACAGCUAGUUGGUUAGCCACCUAGUUCACCUCGCUGUUUAGGGUAAGUGCGGGACAGGGAUUUAGCAUUAGCUAGUUAGCAUGAGUAAUCAAGAAUUAAUGGGUAAGAGUUGGUCUAUCAUCAGUGUUAUGUACUGUAUUUUUUUUCUUUUAUGAAUAGGCCAAUUUAUCUUUGCUAAAAAAAAAUGUUAGAUUAAUUUUAUUGUGUGUUUUGGAAAAGAAUUUGGAAAAAUUUUGAAAAAAGAAAAAAAAAACACAACCUUAAAUUAGAACUUUAAUUCAAGUCCCAAACAAUAAUUUAGCAGUCCCUCGUGCAGUAACUCUGAGGGUCUCUUAGGGUCACCGACCUCCUGUUGAAGACCCAGGAUUGACUGCUUUGCUGUCAGACAGCCCUUUCUGACAGGGAGCUGAAGCUGUUUAAUCAGUCUAUGUGCUCUCCGAAGCCAGACUCCAUUAACAAAGACAGUAAUUUUAGCUUGCACGACACAGGAGCUCAAUCAGUGUGUUUCUUUGGUUAAUUGUGCGACUCUGGUGAAUCCCAAGUAACCCUUUAAAACACCGAAGUCAUACAAUAAUAGAAAGAGACUAACUAAUCGAGGCAGCGUCGACUAGUAGCUCCUGUUUUUGUCAAUAGAGUCUGGCUUUAAAAAAGAGAGAUAGCAGCCUCCUGUUGGAAAGGGCUGUGGGACAACAGGGUGAAGCAGUAGAAAUAUCCUAAACACAGUGUACUCUCAAACUGAUACUGAUUUUUGUAGGUGGCUAAAAGAUGUUUUGUUGCUGCCCUCAUACAAACCCGCCUCAAAAAAAUCUGAGCUAUCCCUUUAACUUACAAACAUGAGAUUGGUAUCGAUAGCCAACAGAGAAACUAAACACUUUGUACUAUUCCUUAAGUCUUUAAUAAUGUCUGGAUUAUUAUUUUUGGGAUGUCUCAUUCAACCUGGCAGGUCAUGAUGAUGAUCCUCAGUCCUCUGCCAGCGUUCACAGGAUAAAGCCUUUAAAUUAGUUCCUCCAGUCCAGUUCAGCUGAGACCUUGUAGAUAAUAUUUAAUUCUGUUAUUUAACUCGAGUGUUAUUCCCUCUCCGUCAUUCCAUCUUCAUCUCCACACCUCUGAAGGACUGAACCAACGCCUCUUGUUUUUAAAGCACCAGAAGCUGUUUAGUUAAAACACUAAAAAUCACGUCACCACCGACAUAUAACAUGAGCACUUUGUUAAGAUGGUGUCAGUGUUUCCGUUUUUAAAGCCAAAAUCCGUGAAUCGGAUGACUGAUAGGGUCAUUCCAAACAUCGACCUCAUCACAUCGUUGUUUUCCUGAAUCCUGUAUUCUCCAUUUAAUCAUCAUUCCAUCCACAAACAUCACCGCUGUGUGCUUUUUGUUUUUGUACAGUUUAGUUUUUUACAUCCACACAUAGGGCAUGUGUAUGAAAUAUAUACAUAUAUAAAUAUAAAUUUUCUAGACCUUUUUGUAGCUGGAAGAACAACGGUUUGGGUGGUAGACCAGAUUCAGCUCACUGGAUGUAAAGGAAUGCUUUCGUGAUUUGUGGAUAUGUCUAAUAAAUUCCUUUUUAUAUAUAUAUUUGUAAAUUUAAUCUUACAUGAGCACUGCGAUUCCACCCCCUGCUGGCAAAGAAUGUUUAUAAUCUGGAUUUUUUUUUUCGUCUUCUGUUGCAUUUUAAAGUUAUUUUCGUUAAUUUAUUUUUCAAUACAAUAUUAAACCAAACUCCUACAACACAAA
Epinephelus lanceolatus (giant grouper) is the source of this 6142-nucleotide messenger RNA. Lineage: Eukaryota; Metazoa; Chordata; Actinopteri; Perciformes; Serranidae. The record is from RefSeq and is a predicted model, not a curated record.